UUUUUCAUUCACUUAAUUGUUGCAUUAUUUUUUAAUGAAGGUAGAAUGAGAUCUUGAUUGGGGAUGGAAUAAUAUGUAUAAAUCAGAUGGUUAAGUAGAGUGUUAGAGGCUGAAAUUAAUGUUACUUAAAGAUGCUUGGGAGCGGAGCUGGAAGCACAUUCUACUUUAAACAGUUUAACCUGAUUAAGAAACUAAAAUAUUCUUGCUAAUUUGGAAAAUACACUUGAUGUUUAAAAUUUCCUAAAAGGUAGCUGCCCUCCUACCUUUAUGAUGGAUUAUUGGAUGAUCUCAGUCAAAAAGCCUAGUUAUUACCAUAAGAAAAAGUCCUGCAAGAAAGCACAUGUUGCCACUUUACUCAUUAUUGAAGUGCCCUUAUGACUGUCAGAGAAAACAGGUAAGAUGCUAGGGGAGGCAGAGAGAGAGAUCAAAGUGUUUUGUUUACUUCUUUGAAAUCUUGUAGUACUGACUAUUUACUGUGCAUACUUCUUGAUUCAUGCUGAAAAUUGGAAUUCACCCAUGUCUCUCUUUUUCCUGUCUAAGAUGCAGAUUGGGCACAUUUUGUUAACUCCAUCAAUCCCUGCCCCCACACAUUAGCGCAUGCACACGUAUACCUAGCCAGUGGAAAAGAAAAAAGAGUUACUCACAUUCAUCCAUUUUACAAAGAUUUCCAGGCUGCAAUGGGAGGGCUUUACCUCUCCCUGAAGGAUGAAUAAAUAGGUAGCUUUUCUGACAACCUGUUCACAGACUGAAAACUGAGACCAAGGUCUUGCUCUACUGGCACUUAUGAGAUCCACUCCUGGCAACAUGGAGAGAAUAGUCAUUUGCCUGAUGGUCAUCUUCUCUGGGACAGUGGCCCAUAAGUCAAGCUUCCAAGGGCAAGAUCGCCUCUUUAUUAGACUGCGUCAACUUAUAGACAUUGUUGAUCAGCUGAAAAACUAUGUGAAUGACUUGGAUCCUGAAUUUCUGCCAGCUCCAGAAGAUGUAAAGAGACACUGUGAGCGGUCAGCUUUUUCAUGUUUUCAGAAGGUUCAACUAAAGUCAGCAAAUAAUGGAGACAACGAAAAGAUAAUCAACAUAUUAACUAAACAGCUGAAGAGGAAACUACCUGCCACAAAUGCAGGGAGAAGACAGAAACAUGAAGUAACAUGUCCUUCUUGUGAUUCUUAUGAGAAAAAACCGCCCAAGGAAUACCUAGAAAGACUGAAAUCACUCAUCCAAAAGAUGAUUCAUCAGCAUCUGUCCUAGAACACAUGGGAUAUGAAGGUUCCUGAAGAUCUCACUUGAAGCCGGACACUAUAUUGCAUACUUUAACACAGCCGUGAAACUCACUUCUUGGUAUUCCAAGUGGACAAGUACAAUGCAUAAGUGAUGGGGGGAACACUCAGAUGUGUGUUCAAGGUCAGGAUUAUUUCUCCAAAAUCACUAUGCAGUACUUCGGUUUGAUCUACAUGCUCUGUUUAGUCAACUUGAAAAAAUUUUCUACUCAAUUUGAGUCUGAUUUCUUAUGUUAUAGAUUUCUAUGGCUUCUAAAGUUUUUACUUUAUCUUACUGCUCAUCUAUGACACUUCUUGGAGAAGCUUAAAAAUUUUAACCAAAAAUUCAGUUUGGGAAUUUGUUGAUCUUAUAUUAACCUUGAUCUUGAUUGCAAAAAGAAUGAGGUUUCUGAUGAUCAGAACUUAGAAGGUAUAAUACCUUCACUCAAUCUGAAAAAUAUAGAAGCAUAGGGUGAAAAUAAAAGUUGAAGCCUCUGUACUUUUAAGUGUUUAAAAUCGAUAUCUGACUAAGUGUUUAAAAUAGAUAUCUGAAGAGGUUUUUUUUUUUUUAAAUCUCAGAAUGUCUAACAUAUAAAUAUAUGAUUUAUUUAUGUACCUGGGGGAUAGCUUUACCAGAUGGCUCCCAAAGUUUUGACUUCUUCAUUGGAAUCUGUCAAAAAUAUUUUAAUACUAUACAUAUGAAUGUAUUUAUGGAAUAGACUCUUCUGGACUUUUUUCCUCUAAAUGGAUAUAAUAGUACCUUCCCCAACUCAAGUCCCUUUAUAAGUUAACAUUCUAAGCCUUUGGAAAUGGCAAUUAAAAUUGGACAUACAUUAGAUGGUCUUCUGGAACUAAACAGAAUUUAAAAAAAUCUUGUAGCUCUCUUCUUAAAUUGUUAUAAAGACUGUAUGGGAGUGAGCUUAUAAUACCAAAUGUUUGUUUCCUUCUUCCUUUCUGCUUUUUAAACAGACAGAUAUUUCGUGUUUGUAUGCUCUGCAUAAGGCAAAUUCAGUCACCUAUACAAAGUCAAGAUCAGAAGACAAAUCAGGAGUCCAGGACUCCUAGUAGAAAACAGACUUUUGCAUAAGCAUUCCAAUCUUUACUAUCAAUCAUGGGUAGUGAAAACAAGCAACCUGCUCUAACUGCCAUUUCAAGUGCACAUCAAGUCCAGCAGUUUAUUUAAAUAUAAAGUUAAAAACGCUAGAAAAAUUUUCACUAGAAUGUUAUAAGCUAUUUGAAAAUCUCUUAUUGUUAAAGUAGCUGUGAGUGUGCAAGAGGACAUUGUAUGGAAAAUGCUUUACACUCUUAAGAAGAAAAUGAUCUACUUAAAAAUAGUUUUUGGACAAGUAUAGAUAAUUUAUGGUUCUAAAAUGUAUGUUAGGAAUCCAUAUUUCAUCAACUCUCAAUGAGAUGUGUGAUCAUCAGAAACAGGGUGUUCUGUUUUAAGUUUUUAAAAUGUUAUUACAAAGAAAUCAUAUGCAUUGUGAUCAUAAUAUGCAUGUAAAGCAUGCCUCAGCAUCAGGCCAGGUUGUUGGGAAACAGUGGAAAGUGUUAGCAUGAAUUUGACUUGGGAAAGAUGGAGUCCUUAUUUCUAAUUUCUGGCUUUAUAGUUGUUGGUUUCUUUGAAACUGUGAUUUUAUAUUUAAAACAAUGUAUUUAUUUUGGUGUGUUUACUGUUAAAAAUCUGUUUUAAUCCUUUUGACCAGAAAUUCUACCUUAAAAGUAAAAAUAAUUCAAUGGGGCGAGUUUUAAACUGAGUUUAAAGAGUCAGGUAAAGAUCCUGGCAACAUCCCAGGGAAAGCAGUGCAUCAGAAUGGACAAGAUGAAGAAGUGAGACUCAAACUGCUCCAUCUUCACUACUCUGUGUUCAAGACCAGCCCUCCCAAAGGAUCUGGGGCUGACCUGUCACAAUUGCUGUUCACCUAUAGAUGGUGGUACAGGAGACCUGAAAUCUCACUGGAUAUGAAGUUAUGGUCACUUGCUUAAAUUGUUUUGGUUCCCAUCUCUUUAUCUGUACAAUGAGGGUGUUGGACUUAGUCUCUAAGGAAUAUUCUAUCUUUUUUGAGCUUUAUAUGUCUAUGAGUCUCUAAAGUUCUGGAUACUCUCACAGGAACAUCUGACCACAACUCUGAGUAAAACUUUCUACUGAACCGAUCAUUUGUUCAACAUUAUUUCAACAGCGUUUUUAGCAACACUUGCUGCAGGAACAAGGGAUAUGUUUCAAAAAAAAAAAAAAAAAAAAACAAACAAAAAACCGGGAAAGAAGGAAAAUAGAAGGGAGAAAGAAAGAAGGCAGGAAGAAAAAAGAAAGAGGUUUCUCUAGGUCAUGGGGGUUCAGGGAAAAUUAAUCAUGACUUUUACUAUUUUAGCUGAAAGUGUCUUCUUUGGACACAUAAAAUUAUAGCAUUAUUAUUCUAUAUUAUUGCUCUGUUGUAUUAUUACAUUUGCAUCUGAAAAUUUAGCUUUAAUAUGAAUUAUGUACUUUAUAAUUUAAUGAUUAUUUAUUAUAUAUUUGGUUUUAAAUGUUUAUGUUCAUGGCUUCUUAUUUAAGACCUGGUCAUAUUAAAUACUACCCAGUCAGUACAACUGUCUUUUGUGAUUCCCUGGAAACCUGUAAUUUAAGUUUCAGUAGAAAAUAAAAGAUGAUCCUUA
Bubalus bubalis (water buffalo) is the source of this 3905-nucleotide messenger RNA. RefSeq names its product interleukin 21 (gene IL21). The record is from RefSeq and is a predicted model, not a curated record. Gene Ontology annotation, molecular function: cytokine receptor binding. Gene Ontology annotation, cellular component: extracellular region. Gene Ontology annotation, biological process: immune response; positive regulation of natural killer cell mediated cytotoxicity. The transcript is spliced from 5 exons. Lineage: Eukaryota; Metazoa; Chordata; Mammalia; Artiodactyla; Bovidae. Bases 784 to 1245 code for a protein of 153 amino acids.